AACGAAAACUUGAUUAAACCAACCGGAUCUGACAUGAUAAUCGCCCGGAAAAAGCUGCAACUACAGAGAUUAUGGAGGCAAAGAGGAUGCCGAGUGGCUACGUAUAUUUGCCUGGGAGUUUUAGUUUUAUUUGGAUUUGUCUACAAUAGCAAGGGAAAUAGCAUGUCAUCUAUCAAAUCGGACAGUGCCGCUCAACAAUUUGAUGAUUUAGACGAUCUCACAAAUAAGGAGCUCCCCGGUGGUCCUGAUCCUAAUACAAUCUUCCGUGGCUCAGAACUAGGAAACUACGAGCCAAAAGAGCCGGAAAUCCCAUCAAAUCAGCCCGGAGAGCACGGAAAACCUGUGCCAGUAACCGAUGAAGAAGGAAUGGCGGCAGGAAGAGCAGCGGAGAAGGAGUUCGGCUUCAAUACCUACGUCUCCGAUAUGAUCUCGAUGAAUCGAACUAUUCCGGAUAUCAGGCCGGAAGAGUGCAAGCAUUGGGAUUAUCCAGAAAAGCUGCCGACUGUUUCAGUGGUUGUUGUGUUCCACAAUGAGGGAUGGACUCCGUUGCUCCGAACUGUGCAUUCGGUGCUGCUCAGAUCCCCGCCAGAGUUGAUCGAGCAGGUUGUGAUGGUUGACGAUGAUUCUGACAAGCCUCACCUCAAAGAGAAACUCGACAAAUACGUGACUCGCUUCAACGGAAAAGUCAUCGUAGUUCGCACAGAACAACGUGAAGGCCUCAUCAACGCGCGAUCCAUCGGAGCCAAACACUCGACCGGUGAAGUCGUGCUCUUUCUGGAUGCUCAUUGUGAAGUCAACACCAACUGGCUCCCACCACUGUUGGCUCCGAUCAAGCGUAAUCGCAAGGUUAUGACUGUUCCAGUUAUUGAUGGAAUCGACUCAAACUCGUGGGAAUAUAGAAGUGUCUAUGGAAGCCCGAAUGCUCAUCACAGUGGAAUUUUCGAAUGGGGACUUUUGUACAAGGAGACUCAAAUCACUGAAAGAGAAACUGCUCACCGCAAGCAUAACAGUCAGCCGUUCCGCUCGCCAACUCAUGCUGGAGGCCUAUUCGCUAUCAAUCGGCUCUGGUUCAAAGAACUCGGAUAUUAUGACGAAGGGCUUCAAAUCUGGGGUGGAGAGCAGUAUGAGUUGAGCUUCAAGAUCUGGCAGUGCGGCGGUGGAAUUGUGUUCGUCCCAUGCUCACAUGUCGGUCAUGUCUACAGAAGUCACAUGCCCUACAGCUUUGGAAAGUUCUCUGGAAAACCUGUGAUUUCUAUUAACAUGAUGCGCGUCGUCAAAACCUGGAUGGACGACUAUUCAAAAUACUACCUAACACGUGAACCGCAGGCGACCAAUGUCAAUCCAGGCGAUAUCUCGGCUCAAUUGGCUCUUCGCGACAAGCUCCAGUGCAAAUCGUUCAAAUGGUACAUGGAAAACGUUGCCUAUGACGUCCUGAAGAGCUAUCCGAUGCUCCCACCGAAUGAUGUUUGGGGAGAGGCCCGGAAUCCGGCAACCGGAAAGUGUCUCGAUAGAAUGGGUGGAAUUCCUGGACCAAUGGGAGCGACCGGAUGUCAUGGAUAUGGUGGAAAUCAGCUUAUCAGAUUGAAUGUUCAAGGACAGAUGGCUCAAGGAGAAUGGUGUCUGACUGCGAAUGGAAUUCGAAUUCAGGCGAAUCACUGUGUCAAGGGGACGGUCAACGGAUUUUGGUCUUAUGACAGGAAAACCAAACAAAUCAUCCACAGCCAAAAGCGACAGUGUAUAACAGUAUCCGAAUCGGGAUCAGAAGUUACGUUGCAAACGUGCACAGAAGACAACGAACGACAGAAGUUUGUAUGGAAAGAAUUUUAUCAAUCCAGCUAACUUCCUCUCAUCAUUUCCCAGUCCCUGGAGGAUUAUCAUUUUUUUCCUACAAAUAUUGUACAUAUCCGGGUAUAAAAUCUAAAAUUAGUUUCUUCCAAAGACACUUCCUUCCCAUCUCCCCGAAAUCCAAAUCUCUGGAGCUUCUUCUAGUAUUAUUUAAUUAAUUAAUUAAUUUUUACUCUUUUUAUUGUGAUAUUUCUCAGUUACCUAAUUUAUAAUUUAUUUUCAUUGUAAUAUGGGUUUUUUAUUGGUGGUGGCUUUCUCUUUUCACUUUUUGCCUUAAUUCUGAUGCAUUUAAAAAAUAAUAUUAUUGCUUGUGUAGAAAA
Caenorhabditis elegans is the source of this 2165-nucleotide messenger RNA. RefSeq names its product putative N-acetylgalactosaminyltransferase 7 (gene gly-7). The record is from RefSeq and is marked reviewed. Gene Ontology annotation, biological process: protein O-linked glycosylation. Gene Ontology annotation, cellular component: Golgi membrane. NCBI's taxonomy places the organism in Eukaryota, Metazoa, Nematoda, Chromadorea, Rhabditida, Rhabditidae.